UUAAUGCUUCCGACCCUCCAACUCCUCUCUCCUUCUCCUCUGAGAGCUCUCUCCUCUAAUAAGCCAGGUCAACCUUCGGGAAGGUCCAAAAGGAGAUCAUCGGAGGGAAAAAGAAACGAGAGAAAGUGGGGGUGGGGGAGAGGAAAAGGAGCAACCUUUUGGCUUCUCUCUCUCCACUUCUCAUCGCUAUCCUUCUCUCUAUUCGUGAUUCGAUCAUUUCGUGUCUCAAUUUUUUUUUUUCUCGUGUUGAGUCCGAGCCGCCCAGGGAGGUGGGUUUCGCGCGGUGGUCGGCUCGCUUCGUCGCACGCUCGAGGGGUAGCGUUGGUGGAUUCAUUGGCCUCGCUUUCUAGUGAAAAGAACGUCUUUUGGUCCGAUUCGCUGGUUUCCCUCACGGAUCCGGCCGCUGGUUUUCCUCGUCCUCUUGGUGUGGGGGAGGCUUAUUAGGGGCGUCCAAGGAGGGAUCGGGUAUUGACAGUUGUUCUUGAUGGGGAAUUGCUGGGGCGCUCGGGUCAAGGCGGAGAGCCCCUCCCACAACGGCUUUGCUUCAGAUAUCAUGUUUGGAUGCCUAGGCAUGAACUCUAAAUGCAGUAGUGGAGAUGGAAAGGGAAGUGGUUCUAGCAGCCGGGUUUCCGCAGCAUCUGUUCCUCCAACCCCUCGUAGUGAGGGUGAGAUCUUGCAGUCAUCAAAUGUGAAGAGCUUUACGUUCAACGAACUGAGAAAUGCCACCAGGAAUUUCCGACCAGACAGUGUGCUUGGAGAGGGAGGAUUUGGUUCAGUCUUUAAGGGAUGGAUUGACGAGCACACUUUUGCAGCGACCAAGCCUGGGACUGGAAUUGUUAUUGCUGUGAAGAAGCUUAACCAGGAAGGCUUUCAGGGUCACAGAGAAUGGUUGGCAGAAGUUAACUACUUGGGCCAGUUGUCUCAUCCUAAUCUUGUAAAGCUUAUAGGGUACUGCUUAGAGGAUGAGCAACGACUUCUUGUCUAUGAGUUUAUGCCUCGGGGGAGCUUGGAAAAUCAUCUUUUUAGGAGGGGUUCACACUUUCAACCUCUCUCUUGGAACCUCCGGAUGAAGCUUGCCCUUGGAGCUGCAAAAGGGCUUGCUUUUCUCCACAGUGACAAGGCAAAAGUUAUUUAUCGCGAUUUUAAAACAUCUAAUGUCCUUCUUGAUUCGAAAUACAAUGCAAAGCUUUCUGAUUUUGGAUUGGCAAAAGAUGGUCCAACUGGUGAUAAAAGUCAUGUUUCUACCAGGGUCAUGGGAACGUAUGGAUAUGCUGCUCCUGAAUAUCUUGCGACAGGUCAUUUGACUCCCAAGAGCGAUGUGUAUAGCUUUGGGGUCGUUCUUCUAGAAAUGUUAUCUGGACGGAGGGCUGUGGACAAGAACCGCCCGCCCGGGGAGCACAAUCUGGUGGAGUGGGCAAGGCCUUAUCUCUCAAACAAGAGAAAGAUCUUCCGCAUCUUGGACACCCGGCUGGGAGGGCAGUACCCGCUGGGAGGAGCCCAGAAGGCUGCUGCUAUUGCAGUUCGGUGCUUAUCCGCAGAAGCUAAGUACAGGCCAAACAUGGAUGAAGUGGUAUCAGCAUUAGAACUGCUCCAGGACGCCAAAGACACUGGGAGAAAUGCUCAGACUGAACGGAAAGCGAGCAGCCAAAUCGUUGGCAGCAACGUUCAGAGGCGUGACCGAAGAGGCUCGGAAGCAGCUGGUAGCAGAAAGGGUGCUUAUCCCAGGCCCUCAGCUUCCCCUCUUUAUGCUUAGUGGCCCAAGCUGAGGGGACACCUGCAACUUAAUUUUCAGGGAAGAGCUUGAUCUUGUACCUAACAUGCUCUCUGUAUCACCUUUUGUUUCUGUACAGCUUUUCUUUGUUUUUGCUCAUCUUUUUUUUGUUUUUUUACUGUAUGGAUUAUGGCCUUUCCCAUAGGCAUGGAUGAGUGCUUUUUAAACCAGAAUUUGAAGAUUCGUGGUUGGCUUGUUGUAGCUUCUUUUUUACUGGAGUUUGGAAGAGGCAA
Molecule: messenger RNA, 2004 nt
Organism: Phoenix dactylifera (date palm)
Lineage: Eukaryota; Viridiplantae; Streptophyta; Magnoliopsida; Arecales; Arecaceae
Product: receptor-like cytoplasmic kinase 176
Biological process (GO): protein phosphorylation
Molecular function (GO): ATP binding; protein kinase activity
Source: RefSeq, a predicted model, not a curated record